Messenger RNA from Entrophospora sp. SA101, 744 nucleotides. NCBI's taxonomy places the organism in Eukaryota, Fungi, Glomeromycota, Glomeromycetes, Entrophosporales, Entrophosporaceae. The record is from the annotation of a GenBank genome assembly.
AUGAACAGUUGCAGAAGAAAGCGAAGCGAAGAAAAAAAUAUUGUCAACGUAAUUAAACAUAGGAAAAUCGAUGUAAACCAAGAAUCAUCAUCACCAACUAAAUCUACAAUCACCAAAAUUGUUGCUAUAAAUAAAAAUGAAGACGAAUUAAUGAUGUUAAAUGCAAGAUUGAUACAAUGGUGUUAUUUGAAUGUAAAUAAUGAAUUUGCAUUUGAAAAUCAAAAAUUAUCUGUUGAAUCACAAUUGUUGCAAGCCUGGAAGGUUCUAUAUGAAAAGAGAGUUGGGUUAAUAAAUAGUUUGAGAAAGUUUGAAUUGGAAAAAGAUCUUAUUAAUAUAAAUGAAACUUUAGAAUUUCAGAAAAAUAUAUUGACAAGUAUUAUUCAAUAUUUGGAAAAUUUUAAACCAAAUUAUGUCGAGUUUGUGUCAUCAUUGUCUAAAACCAUAACAGCGAUGCCAAUAAUUAAUAUAUUAACAGUAGAUUUGGCUGAAUUGACAAAAGAAAUAGAUGAUUGUCUAAAUGUAGCAUCUGAAUUAUUAUCACCACAAACUUCAAAUAUGUCAGAAUCAUCAUUAUUGGUACAAAAUAUUGCUGACACUAUUCAAAAUCUAUGUAAUGAUAUCAAAAAAGAGUUUCAAGAAUUGACAGAAUGUAACAAUUUAUUACGGGAUCUUUAUGAUGCAGAAAUUAAUGAGAGCAGUUUGAGAAUACGGAAAUUGAAUUUACUUGAAACUGCAAAUUCUUAA